Mollisia scopiformis is the source of this 2931-nucleotide messenger RNA. RefSeq names its product tRNA-dihydrouridine(47) synthase [NAD(P)(+)]. Bases 230 to 2689 code for a protein of 819 amino acids. The record is from RefSeq and is a predicted model, not a curated record. Gene Ontology annotation, molecular function: RNA binding; flavin adenine dinucleotide binding; tRNA dihydrouridine synthase activity. NCBI's taxonomy places the organism in Eukaryota, Fungi, Ascomycota, Leotiomycetes, Helotiales, Mollisiaceae. Gene Ontology annotation, biological process: tRNA processing. The transcript is spliced from 3 exons.
ACCUCAAGCUCUUCAUUGUCAAGCUUUUACCUACCUACGCAGCAGAGGGCGCAAACUUGGCUUGAUACAUACGAUUGGCAUGAGCAGUAAUUAAGGACACCACCCGUUACUGCCCAAUUGAUCUUUGGUUACGAGUCAUUUCGACAAUUCUCUUCCAAUAAUUUCAUUCACAAUUCGAACCCCAAGGUCAACAAGUCAACUGGACAAAAACUCUACGGCCAAACUCAGAAUGACGGAAAAGAUUACUAAUCCUCUAGACCCAGACAACCCCUUGAAGAGACCUUCCAAUGGCGAACAAACAGAGGUAGCUCACCCACCACAGCCUAUCCUGCCAGAGGACUCAGCCAUCACAAAAGCAGAAAAGAUUGAGAGGAACGGGAUUGGGGCUGAGGAUAAUGCCACAAGCUUAAGAGAGACCACAUCCAAAAGAGCCAAAGCAGAAGACAGUGAUUCGGAAAUGACAGACGUGCCUGCAGCGAAGAGAGUCAAGCUUCAGCCUCAGCAGAAUGGUCAGGGUGCGAAGGUGGACACCGAGAUUGGGGCUGAGGAUAAUUUCCCAAGCUUAAGAGAAACCACAUUCAAAAGGAGCAAAGCGGAAGACAGUGACUCGGAAAUGAUGGACGUGCCUGCAGCCAAGAGAGUUAAGCUUCAACCUCAGCAGAAUGGAGAGACUGCGAAGGUGGACACAAGAGAGAAAGUCAAGGGAAUCGCUCUUGUGAAGCCAGAGUACCUCAUCAACGCAUUCAGUCGACCUGAACCGGAGACAUCGACUCAGAUUGACGACGACGCUGCGGAAGGACAAGGCAAGACCGAUGACCGAGAUAAUGUGGGUAGAAAUGGAAAGAACCAGAAGAAAAAGAGAAAGGAGAAGGGCCAGAACAAGUCUCGCCAAUUCGGUUCUUGGUUCGAUGCUAUUCGACUCUGUGUCAGUCGAUCCAACUCUCCCGAAUUUUCUCCCAAGGCAUGCAGCUUUGGCGAUACUUGCAAAUGCUGUCAUGACUUACGAAAAUAUCUUCGGGAAGGGAAGAGAGGUGAUCUAUCUACAUUCGAAGGUAAAUGUCCAGUAUGGGAAGCUCAAGGGACCUGUUUUGCGGGUUGGAGAUGUAGAUUCGUCUCAAGCCAUUCCAAGGAGAUUGAAAGAGAAGACGGCCGAAAAGAAUUGGUUCUCAUCGAAAGAGAGGAUGCACUCAAGCAAGGAUUCGAUGACGAGGAUCGCCCUGGAAUCUUCAAUGUUGUCAGUACCAACGACAAGAUAAACCUCGCUCGACGAAGAACACCGACUGAAAAGUCAGACACGUACACCGGUUGGUUAGAUGUACAGCAGAAGGAGAUGGAGAAGGUCUAUCAUGAGAAGAAAGAUGCGUCAGAAGAGACCCGCGAGGAGAAUCGUGCUAACUUUACCGAUCCUCCUUUUUUGCCGUCGGAAAAGAGACGAAUCUACUUUGGCGCUGAGACUCCUGUCCUGGCACCUCUCACGACCCAAGGCAAUCUUCCAUUCCGAAGGAUGUGCGUGGAUUUUGGAGCUCAAUUAACAUACUCGGAGAUGGCAAUGUCGAUACCACUGAUUCAGGGACAAAAGUCUGAAUGGGCAUUGAUGAAAGCUCACCAGAGUGAAAUAUCACCACCAAGAUACACUCCUACUUCGACUGUGCAGAAUUACGACAACACGAAGGAUUUGAAGUUUGGAGCCCAAAUAUCUGCGAGCAAACCAUGGCAAGCUUUGAAGGCAGCUGAAGUGAUGGGCCAACUGUUACCACACCUCCGCCUCAUCGACCUCAACUGCGGCUGCCCAAUUGAAUUGGUAUAUCAAAGUGGUGCGGGAUCCGCAUUGUUAGAUGCACCAUCGAAGCUAGAGAAGAUGAUCAGAGGCAUGAAUGCUGUGUCUGGAGAAGUCCCAAUCACUGCCAAGAUCAGAAUGGGUACCAAGGACGGAAAGCCAACAGCUCAGAAGACCCUUGAACGCCUAGCUUUUGGUGGCUACGAGUCACGCGAACGUCUUGGAGCCCCUGGUUGUGCAGCUGUGACCUUGCAUGGUAGAAGCAGACAGCAACGAUAUACCAAGAGUGCUGACUGGGAAUACAUUGCUGAAUGUGCUGCUCUUGUCAAGUCAUACAACAAGCAGAAGGACGAUCUCACAGACACGAUCAGAGAAGCUGAUGAGCGGACCCAAGCAAAUACCCAAGGCAACAGAAUGUUCUUCAUUGGUAACGGCGACUGCUAUUCUCAUGUGCAGUACUACGAUGACAUCAAAUUAUCUGCUGUUGACUCCGUCAUGGUCGCUCGUGGAGCUCUAAUCAAGCCAUGGAUCUUUGAGGAGAUUGAGAAAGGACAAUACCUUGACAAAUCUGCUUCCGAGCGUCUUGGCUACGUCGAGAAGUUCGUACGCUAUGGAUUGGAGGUAUGGGGCUCUGAUGAAGUUGGUGUUGGACUGACUCGACGUUUCCUGCUGGAGUGGUUGAGCUUUGCUCAUAGGUAUGUUCCUGUAGGCAUACUUGCGCACCUUCCGCCAAGCUUGCAGGAUCGUCCACCAGCGUAUAGAGGAAGAAGUGAUUUGGAGACGUUGCUGGCGAGUGAUAAUUACUUGGAUUGGAUCAAGAUCAGUGAGAUGUAUCUCGGUCCAUCCCACAAGGACUUCAAGUUCCAGCCGAAGCAUAAGAGCAACAGUUAUGAGAUCGAGGCGGAGGGUUGAGGAUGCGACACAGUGCGGCUGCAUUCCGUACGGGCUGGCAUUUGCACAUAGAUGGCGUUGUGAGACGCGUUGAUUAGAAUGAGGUAUCAUCAGCGGCCUUCCUACGAUGGAGCCAUAGGCAAGUAUAGGGUUUCCACUAUUCAUCCUAUAUGUUGGCUAGCUCUUGAGCUCAUGAUAGCAGUAAAAAGUUCUCUUUCCUAGACAGACUAUUAAGACUGCUUAUCUCUCGGUGAACACACAAG